AUCAAAUGACCCUUUGAAUUAUCAAAGUGUCAACCAUAUUCCUGUUAGUCGGUUACAAAUUUCUUCAUUCAUUCUUAUCACUGUCUUUCUCUCUUCACCUCCCAAUAUAAAUACAUGAGAAGUUAAGAAUCGUUUUCCAUCCAUUUUUAUCAAACUCUUAACUCAUUCACAUAUAUAACCAAACUUAUAUCUAUUUUAUUUUUUCAUCACAUAAAUAAACUAUAUACUACAUAUUCUUAUAAGUUAAUUAUAAUUUAUAUUAUAUAUAUAGAUAGUGAAAGUUGAACCAAACUACAACAUCAGAAUCAGAAUCAACUUAUCUAUAUACAAAAAAAAUUAUUGAAGCUAGCAUUUGUUGGAUUAAUUCAUCAAACUAUGGCUGAUGAUGAUCAAUUUCAUAAUUCAAGUGGAAAUUGGUGGGACACAGCAUCAAGAAAUAUCAGAUUUGAUCAUCAAAGUGGAGGAACAUCACAAUCUUCUAAUUCCUCAGCCAUCACCAACAAUAACAACAUAGUUGAUUUUGGUUGGCAAAAUUCAGAUAUGGUAGAGAUAAAACCAAGAUCUUCUAUGGAAAAUUCUUUUCAUGAUACUCAAAAACUUCAACAAAAUCAAGACUCUUCAACUUCUUCUGAUCCCAACUUGCAUAUGAUGGGUUUAGGCCUUUCUUCUCAUUCCAUGGAUUGGAAUCAACCUUCUUUGAUAAGAGGUGAGAAGGGAGCUGAUAAUAGUUUCAGCACAAUGUUACAAGAGAAUUUGAGUUCAACAAGGAACAAUUUUGAGCAAGAAAAUGUGAUGGGGAUUUGUCAACAAGUGAAUAGAAGUAAUUUCUCUUUGGAUCAAAACCAAUUUAGUCCUCAAUAUAGUUCUGGAGAUAGCAAUGUUAUUACAAGCCAAUGUUUACCAACAAAUUUUCAAAUGGAUUCUUCAACUUUAUAUGGAACUCCUCCACCAAUUUUACAAGGUUCAUUUGAGAAUAGAUCCAUGAGUAGUUUUCCAUAUCCAACAAAUAACUAUGGAUUAAAUUCUAAUAAUGAGUUGAAUAUGAAUAUGCCUUCUAAUGAUUGGUCUAAUAAAGUUCCUCAAUUUUUGAUGAGAACUUCACCUCCAAAACAACCUACCAAUAACCAAUUGCAUUUUACUAACAACACCCCCUUUUGGAAUGCUUCUCAUGAGGGUGCUAAUUCCAUCAAAGAUGUUAGGUCAAGUUUCUUCCCUUCUUUGCAACCUCAAUUCUCCACCCCAAAUUUUGAUCAACACUCAAAGAAUAUAUCUGAGGUAAAUACUGUGGUGAAGAAAAGUGGAAGUGAGCCAGCACCCAAAAGGACCCGUAACGAAACCCCAUCAACUUUGCCAGCUUUUAAGGUGAGAAAAGAGAAGAUGGGAGACAGAAUCACUGCACUCCAACAAUUAGUGUCUCCUUUUGGAAAGACUGAUACAGCCUCGGUGCUUUCUGAAGCCAUUGAAUACAUCAAAUUCCUCCAUGAACAGGUUACAGUUUUGAGCACACCAUAUAUGAAAAGUGGAGCUCCAAUAGAGAUUCAUCAGAAUUCAAGCAAAUCAAAAAAAUCCGAGAGUGCAAAGCAAGAUCUUAAAAGUCGAGGACUAUGUUUGGUACCGGUUUCUAGCACAUUUCCGGUGACUCAUGAAACAACUGUCGAUUUUUGGACACCAACAUUCGGAGGAACAUCAAGAUAAUAUUAAUGGAUGAAAAAACUAUGUUGUGACAAGGAACCAAUAUCUUGCAACUAGGGCAUGCAUGUGUAACCUUAUCAAACCUAGCCAAGUUGGGAAUGAUAAAAUAAAAUAAAAGAGAAGAAGCAUGAAAGAAGACAAAGAAGGCCACUUAAAUAUGUAAAGUUAGUUAGUUCUAAUGAGGGAAAUGGAAAAAGAGAGAGUGAGGGGAAGGGAAAAAAAAUUGAAAGAGAAAGAAAAGGAAGUGACUACUCUUCAAAAAGAUAGCUAUUGAUGGGCCAACUACAUUCAGAAUUAUUUAGGGUUUGGGAAAUAUUUGGGACCAUUUGGAGUUGUAAUAAUUGAAGUAUUAUGCUUGCAAGCAUGGGAUUAGAAGAAUGACAAAGAUGAUUCAAAUAGGUAAAAUUCUAAUUUAGAGAAAUAUUUGGAAUUUCUACGGUAGCUACGAAGUUAUUGGAUCAAUAUCUAGAUUUAACUAUAUUGUACGUAGAUUUUGAUCCAAGAACUUUGCAGUCAUUGCGCUGCGCUUGUGUAUCAAUUGCAUCAAAUCCAAAUUCGAAAUCUUAGUUACUUCAGAGUUUUUAUUUC
Trifolium pratense (red clover) is the source of this 2280-nucleotide messenger RNA. Its product is annotated as transcription factor bHLH123-like. Gene Ontology annotation, cellular component: nucleus. The record is from RefSeq and is a predicted model, not a curated record. Lineage: Eukaryota; Viridiplantae; Streptophyta; Magnoliopsida; Fabales; Fabaceae. The transcript is spliced from 7 exons. Bases 376 to 1695 code for a protein of 439 amino acids. Gene Ontology annotation, molecular function: DNA-binding transcription factor activity, RNA polymerase II-specific; RNA polymerase II cis-regulatory region sequence-specific DNA binding; protein dimerization activity. Gene Ontology annotation, biological process: regulation of transcription by RNA polymerase II.